AUGAUAAAGUGGUUUAAUAUCUCUUUCUCUUUCUCUCUCUCUCUCUUUCUCUCUUUCUCUUUUUCUUUCUUUCUUUUUUCUUUCUUUCUUUUCUCUCUCUUUUACUCUCUUUCUCCCUUCUCUCUCUUUUACUCUCUUUCUCCCUUCUCUCUCUUUUACUCUCUUUCUCCCUUCUCUCUCUUUUACUCUCUUUCUCCCUUCUCUCUCUUUUACUCUCUUUCUCCCUUCUCUCUCUUUUACUCUCUUUCUCCCUUCUCUCUCUUUUCUCUCUUCCUCUCUCUUUUCUCUUUCUUUGUCUUUCACGCUAUCUCUCUCUCUCUUUCUUUGUCUUCACGCUAUCUCUCUCUCUCUUUCUUUCUUUCUUUCUCUCUCUUUCUCUCUAUGUCUCUCUCUUUCUCUCUUUCUCCUUUCUCUCUCUUUUAUCUCUUCCUCUUUCUCUAUUUUUCUCUUUCUUUCUCUUUCACGCUUUCUCUCUCUCGCUUUCAUUCUCUGUCUCUCUCUCUCUUUUACUCUCUAUCUCCAUUCUCUGUCUUUUAUCUCUUCCUCUCUCUAUUUUUCUCUUUCUUUCUCUUUCACCCUUUCUCUCUCUCUCUUUCUCUCUUUCUUUCUUUCCCUCUCUCUUUUACUCUCUUUCUCCCUUCUCUCUCUUUUCUCUCUUCCUCUCUCUAUUUUCUCUUUCUUUCUCGUUCACACUUUCUCACUUUCUUUCUUUCUUUCUCUUUCACUCUCUCUUUUACUCUUUUUCUUCCUUCUCUCUCUUUUCUCUCUUCCGCUCUCUAUUUUCUCUUUCUUUCUCGUUCACGCUUUCUCUCUCUCUUUCUUUCUUUCUUUCUUUCCCUUUCUCACUCUCUUUUACUCUCUUUCUUCCUUCUCUCUCUUUUCUCUCUUCCUCUCUCUAUUUUCUCUUUCUUUCUCUUUCACGCUUUCUCACUCUCUUUCUCUCUUUCUUUCUUUCUUUCUUUCUUUCUUUCCCUUUCUCUCUCUCUCUUUUACUCUCUUUCUUCCUUCUCUCUCUUUUCUCUUCUUCUCUCUAUUUUCUCUUUCUUUCUCUUUCACGCUUUCUCACUCUCUUUCUCGUUUUCUUUCCCUUUCUCUCUCUCUUUUACUCUCUUUCUUCCUUCUCUCUCUUUUCUCUCUUCCUCUCUCUAUUUUCUCUUUCUUUCUCGUUCACGCUUUCUCACUCUUUCUCACUCUCUUUCUCUCUUUCUUUCUUUCCCUUUCUCUGUCUCUUUAACUCUCUUUCUUCCUUCUGUCUUCUUUCUUUCUCUCUCUAUUUUUCUCUUGCUUUCUCUUUCACGCUUUCUCUCUCUCUCUCUCUCUUUCUCUCUUACUCACUGCAAUGAGCUCUCGUAG
Messenger RNA from Acanthosepion pharaonis, 1353 nucleotides. NCBI's taxonomy places the organism in Eukaryota, Metazoa, Mollusca, Cephalopoda, Sepiida, Sepiidae. The record is from the annotation of a GenBank genome assembly.